This is a messenger RNA of Chenopodium quinoa (quinoa), 966 nucleotides long. Its product is annotated as protein trichome birefringence-like 6. Gene Ontology annotation, molecular function: O-acetyltransferase activity. The record is from RefSeq and is a predicted model, not a curated record. Gene Ontology annotation, cellular component: Golgi apparatus. NCBI's taxonomy places the organism in Eukaryota, Viridiplantae, Streptophyta, Magnoliopsida, Caryophyllales, Amaranthaceae.
AUGGUUGCAAACUGGCCAGCGGGUGUUCAAGUGGGUUGCCAAGGAAAUGGGAGGUGGGACAAAGAUUACAUGAAGUGGAGAUGGCAACCUCAAGAUUGUGACAUUCCAAGGUUCAAUGCAACAAAUAUGCUGGAAUUGAUUAGAGGAAAGAGGCUAGUCUUUGCUGGUGAUUCAAUUAAUAGGAAUCAAUGGGAAUCAUUGCUUUGUUUAUUGACGAGUGCUGUUAAAGAUCCCACUAGGGUGUAUGAGACACGAGGUCGAAGGAUUACUAAGAAUAGAGGGGCUUAUAGUUUCAAAUUUGUGGAUUAUCAGUGCACAGUUGAAUUCUAUGUGACCCAUUUCUUAGUGCGUGAAGCAAUGAGGAUGGGUAGGAAGCGUAAGGAAAGUUUGCGAAUUGAUAGCAUAAAUAGAGAUUCAGCAAAAUGGAGAGGAGCUGAUAUCUUCAUCUUUAACACUGGAAAUUGGUGGACUCAUUUCAAGACAAAAGCAGGGAUUAACUAUUACCAGGAAGGUAAGCAAGUUUAUCCACACCUUGAUGCUAUAGCAGCUUACAAAAAAGCUCUUCUGACGUGGGCGACAUGGGUCGAUAGAUAUAUAAAUCCUCACACAACCCAGGUUUUCUUUCGAAGUACAGCACCAGCUCAUUUCAGAGGAGGGCAAUGGAAUACUGGCGGGCAUUGUAGAGAAGCAAGGAGGCCACUAAAUGAAAUGUACAUAGACAAUCUUGAUAAAGAUCAUAUUGCUCGGGAGGUCAUCAAUACGAUGAAAACUUCUGUUACAUUUGUGAAUGUAACAGGAUUAUCGUCAUAUAGGAUUGAUGGUCAUCCUUCCAAGUAUGGGAAAAACCCAGGAAAGAAGGGAUCGUCAGAAGAUUGCAGUCAUUGGUGUCUUCCCGGUGUUCCAGGCUGGAACGAGCUGAUUUAUCAUCAGUUACUUUAUAAAACAACAGAAGAAUAUGUAUGCUAG